AUGGAGGAGGGAAGGAAGACGAUGGUGGAGAGGAUACUGAGCCUUACUAUGGAGUUCAUCUACCUGAUGACGGGAGAGGAAUACACAAUGGUGAAGAAGACAUCUGGAGAUCAUGUGACACUUGGCAGCCAAUCCCGUGUGUCAGGAGAAUGGAGCAGGAACAGGAAAAUCACCAUGGAGCCUCCACCCCACUGCUUGAUACCAGAGAGGAACAAUGACAAGAAGAUUGUGGAGGUCAUCAACAAGAUCACUGAGCUUCUGACAGGAGAGGUUCCUCUCCGGUGUCAGGACAUCGCCGUCUAUUUCUCCAUGGAGGAGUGGGAGUAUAUGGAGGGACACAAGGAUCUCUACAAGGACCCCAUCAUGGAGGACCAGCAGACCUUCCCAUCACCAGAUGUCCCGGUUAAUAGGAACAAUGAAGAACAAAGCGGUGUUCUCUCUCCGAAUGGUGAAAUCAAGGCUGAGGACCUCAUGGCUCGUUCUUCAGAAGGUAGCCCCAUCGCUCCAAAUCUCCAUCAGAGCCUUCCCUGUGAGCAUGCCUCAUCCGAUCCUCCUACACUCCGGGUUUAUGUUCCUGAUCACGGAGCCGCUGCCACCCAUCCUACGCCUCCCACAAUGGGCGAAGGUCUCUCGUCUUCUGGUCUUGGUGGGCGGCUUACUUCGAGAGAAGAAGAAAUGGUCUCUCUUCAGGCCAGUUACGUGGAGGACAAACCAAACUCACGCAACAAAUAUCAGAAACGUUUUUUCUGCAAACCAGAACUUCUCCGACACGACCGGGUCUACAGGGUGGAGAAGUUGUAUUCCUGCUCCAAGUGCGGU
This is a messenger RNA of Staurois parvus, 819 nucleotides long. NCBI's taxonomy places the organism in Eukaryota, Metazoa, Chordata, Amphibia, Anura, Ranidae. The record is from the annotation of a GenBank genome assembly.